AUGCAAAUCCGACCUCUCAUAUCAAACCGCGCCGGGCCGGCGUGCCUUGUUCUUAAACCCCGCUAUGCAUAUCAAGAAGGGGAACCUGCAUACAGGACACCCCAUUCCGAAGCCUCGGGUACUGAGCCGACUAAUUUGUCAUCAAGACCGGAUGGUCCUUUACGUGGCUCGGAUUCCUCCUUAACAAGCAUCAUUGCUGAAUUGCGCAUCGGCGGGAGGAGAUCUGUUCGUUUUGUCCACGAUGCUACCGGUGUCAACUUCACAUCUAGUGUUGUGGCAGAAUUGCUAGAAGAGUACGGCAACUACGAGAAAGCGCCCUUGUUGUUCUGGAGUGUAUUGGGCAUUGCGAGCAAAGACUCAAAGAAGUAUACAUCUGACUACCCCCGGUUGCAAAUUCUUAUAAGGCAAUUGGUAGCAGACAUCCUCCUCCUCGGUACUCGGUCCAUCUACCUUGUUCAAGCUCUACUUCUACUCUGUGUCUGGUCUUCUCCCCAUGAAGAUAUGAACAAGGAGCCAUUUUCGAUGUACGGAGCUGUCGCGAUCUCUAUGGCACGGUCUCUUGGUUUGCAUCGUCCAAAACAUCCAUUCCUUUUAUUUGCUGCAAAGGCAUCAGAGAUUGGAACCAUGGAAACUCGGACGGUAACCUGGCUGGCUUGCUUUAUCGUGGAUCAAUGGCAUACCGCAAGGUUUGGUGUGCCUAGUUCCAUCAGGAUCGACCACACAGUUCUUCACGCCCUGAAUGUUUCGAUGCCUUGGAUACCAACGAUUACAAUGAUUCAACUUCAUAUCGCUGUCGUCACCUCGAAGAUUUCGACUGCCCUGGGGGAAUGUGAGACCUCGGCCACCGGGCUUACGGCUGAUCCUCUUCCGCUUGUAAGGGUGUUUGAAACUGAGCUUUCCAUGAUACAAGAUAAGUACGCGUGCGAAUGGUCUCCUGCCGAGGAGGUGUCACUCCUUGACGCGCGGCUCAGCCUGUACUCUUAUGUUCUCGACCAGAAAAAGAACGAGCCACUGAGAACCUUUAACCAAGAAAAUGAAAUCAUCACCCAGAGCAGUAUCACGGCGAGACAGCUCCUGGUCGUGCUGACUACAUUUCCCGACGCACUGAUCAGAGGGACGUUCCAUGUGUUUCGCUCUGCGAGCUACGCAGUCUUCUUUCUCUUACGCAUUCUUGGGACGGCGCCCAGUGAUUUUUACGAUGAGGCGGGUAUCAGAAAUAUCAUCAGACAAAGUUUCACACUCAUGAGGGACAUGUCGCAGACCGCGAAUGACCGACGGAAUCACUGCAUGCGAGUCUGCCGAAUCAUCGAGAACAUGAUCGACUACGAAGACUGGAACAAAGAUACGCCGUAUUUAGGCAAAGCCGAAUCAUUCAUGGCUAACAAUUUUGUUGCAGAUGUUGCGGCCAGAGGCAUGAUCAAAGCAAACAUGCGGCAUGCGGCCGCACAAACUGAACGCGAUUACCGGGAAGCCGCGGCAGGAGGAGUUCCACCGGAGGCAGAGUCGAAUUUGGAUCUCGAUUUCUCGAUAUGGGACCCGAUGGAAUGGAAUAUGAAUUGGCAGGACACUGAUGACCUACUAUUUCUCAACGAGGAUAUAGAUGGAUCCUCGUGA
This is a messenger RNA of Penicillium longicatenatum, 1614 nucleotides long. RefSeq names its product fungal specific transcription factor domain-containing protein. Bases 1 to 1614 code for a protein of 537 amino acids. NCBI's taxonomy places the organism in Eukaryota, Fungi, Ascomycota, Eurotiomycetes, Eurotiales, Aspergillaceae. Gene Ontology annotation, biological process: regulation of DNA-templated transcription; DNA-templated transcription. Gene Ontology annotation, cellular component: nucleus. The transcript has 4 exons. The record is from RefSeq and is a predicted model, not a curated record. Gene Ontology annotation, molecular function: transcription cis-regulatory region binding; zinc ion binding; DNA-binding transcription factor activity, RNA polymerase II-specific.